ACCGGCAGCUUCGACAUCAAGAUUGUUCACGGUGGCAGAACUGCAAACUUUACUCAUUCCCACCAUCCUUACGGGCACAAUAGUAUUAUAAAGCGACAAUUCGGAACGGUACUAAGACCAUACUGUCCCGUUCAACCGUCUUGAUAGCUAUGAGAUAAAAUACCAUCUACACGGCCGCCCUCACGACCUUCUAGCCUCGCGAACAAAAUUAUCGUGCACACGCCGCCACCAUGGCUGCCGCGCCCAUGCCGUCGCUCCAGCUAGGCGACUACUUGGAGAAGCUGCCCGGUACGACGUUUAGAAAGCUCUAUCAGCAACCGUCAACGGCCUUUGCCAUCUUCAGGAGGAUGCUGCCUCACCUUGCGAAAACACUCGUGAUGCGCAUGCUAUAUAUGCCCGAUCCUAUGACAUUAACGGAUCUGGACGCUUGGGUCAAGCCAGAAUCCAAGUCUCAGAAAGACCAUUCCCUCGCGACCCUCAAGCUAUACCACAUUAUCCAAAUCACAUUCCCAUCGCGAGAUCAGCCGCAAGAGGUCCAGUUGACAAAUAACUUCAAAACAUCGUUACGACUAGCUCUUACCGGCGGCGGAAACCACAACUCCUUCGGCGUCCCGUCCACGCUGCUCAUCCCUCCCGAGAUCGACGGCGGAUUCCUCGACCGAUAUGCCCGCCGCAAGUGGGACGAGAUUCUACACUACGUCGUCUCCAGCGUCGGCUACAAGAAUGUCAGCGAUAAUAUCGGUCCCAACAAGAGCGUUAAAGAUCUCCUUGCUGCCGGCCGACUUGUUGACCGACGACCAAACGGGAGCGUAGGCAUCACGCAAUCAGGCUUCACUUUCCUCUUGCAAGAAGCCAAUGCCCAGGUCUGGACGCUUCUGCUCCUUUGGCUAGAAGCCGGCUCUGAAGCAGUUGAUAUGCUCUCCUUCAUCUUCAUGCUGGCCAGUCUAGAGCUUGGCAAGGCGUACGAUACCGACGCGCUGACGGAGAGUCGCAGAGAUAUGCUCCCUUAUCUCACCGACUUUGGUCUGGUGUAUAUCCCACCGCAAAAGCGCUCCAUGUUCUUCCCUACCAGACUUGCCACUACACUGACGAACGGCGGUAGCAGCCUACGUAGCAUUUCUGACGGUGUUGUAGCUGCAACAUCCGCCGCCCUCAAUGGCGCCAGCUCAAAUAGUACUGCAGCUCAGGGCCCGUUGGGAGGUGCUCCCGAACAGAAGGGCAGCGUGGUUAUUGAGACAAACUACAGACUCUACGCGUACACACAAUCCACCCUCCAAAUUGCCGUCCUUGCGCUCUUCGCAAAGCUCAACAUGCGAUUUCCAGACAUGGUUGCUGGCCGCCUCACCCGCGCAUCUAUUCGGCAGGCCAUUAACUUUGGUAUCACGGCUGAUCAGAUUAUCGCAUAUCUUGCGGCUCAUGCCCACGAGCAGAUGCACCGCACUGCCACCCUGACAAACAAGCCAGUUUUACCACCCACGGUGGUCGACCAAAUUCGCCUGUGGCAGCUCGAGAAUGAGCGUAUGAAGACCACGGCUGGCUUCUUAUUCCGUGACUUUGAUGACCGCGAAGAGUUUGUCGACACGGCACGGUUUGCGGAAGAGAUUGGUGUGCUUGUUUGGAGCAACGAAAAGACAGGCAUGUUCUUUGCAAGCAAGCACGAGCAGAUUCGUGACUAUCUCAAAAGCCGCAGAAGAGCCGAGUAAAAGUAAAAGUUUCCCAUCAUUAAACGGCGUUUUUCUUGUAUUUCUGGAGUUCAAGGGAUCAUGACAUUGAUAUUAUAGCUUCUCUAAGCCACAAGGCACAGGUAGAGACAGAGAGACAGCAUGUAGAUAUUAAACAAUUUCUUUAAAUAAGGUAUCAACUGUAAGCCCU
Molecule: messenger RNA, 1872 nt
Organism: [Torrubiella] hemipterigena
Lineage: Eukaryota; Fungi; Ascomycota; Sordariomycetes; Hypocreales; Clavicipitaceae
Source: the annotation of a GenBank genome assembly